Ascoidea rubescens DSM 1968 is the source of this 3560-nucleotide messenger RNA. It is a transcript of the gene POL3, whose product is annotated as DNA-directed DNA polymerase delta POL3. Gene Ontology annotation, molecular function: nucleotide binding; DNA-directed DNA polymerase activity; DNA binding. Gene Ontology annotation, biological process: DNA-templated DNA replication; DNA replication proofreading; base-excision repair, gap-filling. Gene Ontology annotation, cellular component: delta DNA polymerase complex. Lineage: Eukaryota; Fungi; Ascomycota; Saccharomycetes; Ascoideales; Ascoideaceae. The record is from RefSeq and is a predicted model, not a curated record. Bases 122 to 3214 code for a protein of 1030 amino acids. The transcript is spliced from 2 exons.
CAUCUGAUUUGUUCGAUCUAGUUCUAUCUCAUUCCUUACCUUCUUCUUUUUUCAUUUCAUUUCUCUCUCUGUAUUUACAAUAUACCCAUAACAUACUUAUCUUCAUCUAAUAAAUCAAACAAUGAAAGCUAAAAAAUUGCUAUCCACUUUCGAAGAAGAGCUUAUUGCUUUAACCCAAAAUGCACAACAGAUUCGUACUUCAAAACUCUCGGUUGAAAGACCUCCUCUAUCUAUAUCCCCCAAAGAUGAUGAUAUAAGCUUUAUUCAAUUGGAUGCUGAAGAAGCUGAUUUUAAUGGCUCUUCAUGUGUAAGAUUCUUUGGUGUAACGAAAAAAGGCAAUAGCAUAAUGUGCAACGUUACAGGCUUUCUACAUUAUUUAUACGUGCCAAUCUCAGAUAACAAUUUCAGAAAAGAUCACAUUCAAAGUUUAAUCAACCAUUUACAUAACAGUGGAUUUGAUGACGUCCAAAAAAUUGAGAUCCAUUUAAAAGAAUCCGUAUGGAGCUAUAACGAUAACCAAAAAACUCAAUUCCUUAAAAUUGUCGUCUCUCAUGCAAAAACUGUUGCUAAAUUGAGAGGCGCUUUCGAAAGAGGCCAAAUUCAAUUUCAAAAUUAUUUUCCUGGAACUACAAUGACUUAUGAUAACAUUUCUUAUACUCUAAGAAUGAUGGUCGACUCGAAAAUAACUGGAAUGAGUUGGUUGACUCUACCUAAGGAAACUUAUAUCUUGAUUACAAACCAAAGCCAAAAAGUAACAACCUGUCAAAUUGAAUGUCAUAUACAUUAUAAAAAUUUAAUUGCCCACCCUUCUGAAGGCGAAUGGGCAAAAAUACCUCCUCUUAGAAUUUUAUCAUUUGAUAUCGAAUGUUCAAAUAGAAAGGGGAUUUUCUCUACAGCUGAAUAUGAUUCAGUGAUCCAAAUCGCCAAUGUGGUUUCGAGAUUUGGUGAAAAUGUUCCAUUUGUUAAUACGGUUUUCACAUUAAAUACAUGUUCACCGAUAGUUGGCUGCGACGUUAUAUCAAAUAAAACUGAGCAACAAAUGUUAAGAGCUUGGAGAGAUUUUGUGGUUAAAGUCGAUCCAGAUAUAAUAAUUGGUUACAACACUCAAAAUUUCGAUAUACCGUACUUGUUGAAUAGAGCAACUGCUUUAGGUGUCACCGACUUUCCAUAUUUUGGUAGACUUAGACAUCAAAAACAAGAAGUUAAAAACUCAACGUUUUCUUCAAGAGCUUAUGGGACAAAAGAAAAUAAAGUGACAAAUAUCGGUGGAAGAAUUCAAUUUGAUUUAUAUCAAUAUUUUCAAAGAGAAGUUAAAAUGAGAUCCUAUAAAUUAAAUAAUGUUUCUGCCGUCUUUCUUGGAGAACAAAAGGAAGAUGUUCAUCAUUCUAUCAUAACAGAUCUACAGAAUGGUGAUUCCGAGACAAGACGAAGAUUAGCUGUUUAUUGUUUAAAGGAUGCAAUGCUACCAAUGAGAUUAUUACAAAAAAUGAUGUGUAUAGUUAAUUACACAGAAAUGGCAAGAGUAACGGGUGUGCCCUUUUCGUUUUUGUUAUCAAGAGGUCAACAAAUAAAAGUUUUAUCUCAAUUAUUCAGAAAAGCCCUUGAGCAUGAUAUAGUAAUACCCAAUUUCAGCUCAUCUGGUGGAAACGAGGAAACCUAUGAAGGUGCAACAGUUAUUGAGCCAGUUAGAGGAUUUCAUGAAGACCCGGUUGCUACUUUAGAUUUUUCUUCACUUUAUCCCUCAAUUAUCAUUUCACAUAACCUAUGUUACACAACUUUGGUGACUCAGCAGACUAUAAAUUCUUUGGGAUUAAAAGAAGGAAAAGAUUAUUAUAAAACACCAAAUGGCGAUUGCUUUAUAAAAGAGCAUUUGAAAAAGGGAAUCUUGCCAACUAUUUUAGAUGAGUUAUUAUCAGCACGGAAAAGGGCUAAAGCUGCUUUAAAGAAAGAGUCUAAUCCAUUUAUUAAAGAUGUUUUGAAUGGUAGACAACUAGCUCUUAAAAUUUCAGCCAAUUCAGUAUACGGGUUUACAGGUGCUACUAAUGGGAAAUUGCCAUGUCUUGCAAUUUCAUCUUCUACCACAGCCAUUGGUAGAGAAAUGAUUGAAGCAACCAAAAACGAGAUUGAGGAACAUUUCUGCAAGGAAAAUAAUUUUCCAGCUGAUGCACAAGUUAUUUAUGGCGAUACAGAUUCUGUUAUGGUUAAGUUUGGACUAGAUGAUUUGAAGCAAUGUAUGGAAUUGGGACAACAGGCAGCAGAUUGGAUCAAUGAGAAAUUGUUCAAAGCACCAAUUCGAAUAGAAUUUGAAAAGGUUUAUUAUCCAUACUUGCUAAUUAAUAAAAAAAGAUAUGCAGGGUUAUAUUGGACAAAAUUAGACAAGUAUGAUAAAAUUGACACUAAAGGAAUUGAAACCGUGAGAAGAGAUAAUUGCAAGUUGGUUGCAAAUGUAAUGACGAAAAUAUUGGAAAUGAUAUUAAUCCAAAGAGAUGUUAAAGCUGCAGAAGAAUUUGUUAAAAAGAUUAUUGCAGAUUUAUUACAGGAUAAGGUCGAUUUGUCGGAGUUGGUUAUCACCAAGACACUAGCACCGGAGUAUGCAGGCAAACAGGCCCAUGCUGAACUAGCAAAGAGGAUGAGAGAAAGAGAUCCAGGAUCAGCACCUUCAGUUGGUGAUAGAGUUGCAUAUGUCAUUAUAAGAUCAUCGUCAACCAAAGCGUUUGAGAAAUCUGAGGACCCAUUAUAUGUUUUGAAAAACGGAUUGGCUAUCGACUCAAAUUACUAUUUACAAAAUCAAUUAUCGAAACCAUUGAUGAGAAUAUUCGAACCGAUAAUGGGCGAAAACAAAGCCAAACAACUAUUGACUGGUGCACAUACCAGAAAGGUGACAAUGUCGAAGAUUGGGGGACCUAACCGAGGAUUAGGUGGAUUGAUGAGAUUCACCAAGAAAGUCAAUACUUGCAAAGUCUGCAAAAGUCCUUGCGAUGGGCCUGUUUGCGAGAACUGUGAGGAUAAGGGAAACCAGAUAUUUGCUGAACAAGUGGCCCAGCUCAACUUGUAUGAAUCCAAGUUCUCCAAGCUAUGGACACAGUGCCAGAGAUGCCAGGGGUCUCUCACACACAAAGUAAUCUGCUCGAACAACGACUGCUCCAUCUUUUACAUGAGAGAAAAGUGUGCAAUUGACAUCCAAAAUACCAUCGACGACCUCGCAAAAUGGUGAUGGGGCCUGAGCGAGUUUGUAACUGUAAACAGCAGCAUAAACAGCACAAACAGCAUAAACAGCAUAAACAGCACAAGCAGCAAUACUCUUUGUGAAAAAAACGCGAAAAUAACACCGGUUCGAGUCCUGAUGCGCGCUUUUUUCUGUUUGUUCCGUCCGGGUAACCGCUACCUUUUUUUAUGGCCAAAAAAAAAUUUCAGACCAAUGACUGAAAAAAGCGAUGUUGAAGGUGAUAUUGAUCUGGAAGAUAUUGAUCUAGAUGAUAUAGUAGCUGCAAUGAGUUUUGUCAACAAAUCUGGUGCUCGGUUUGCUCCGAAAAUCGUCAGAAGAAACAAGCUAAGUCAUC